UUUUUAAUUUUUCAUCUCCACAAUUCAAAGCGACUUCUUCAUCCCUUGCCAGCUUUGCAAUUUGGUAUUGUCCACCUUUGUUAUUUCGGCAUCUGCAAAAUACAGGGUUUUUCCUUCUCUCUCUCUCUCUCUCUCUCUUUUUUUAAAAAAAACCCACGUUGCAUCCCACUGAGGGUGGGGUGGGAAAGGGAGGCUUAUUUUUAGUGGCCAAUCAAAAUAUUUUCCAAGAUGAAGGAGGGAGAAACACACAGAGACUUUUGGUGGCGUGUCAGAAAAACCAGCCGAAGACAGUGCAACCUUUGAGAUGCCUCGGCUGGAAGCAACGGACGGCCGUCCAGGCUUGGCCAUGCCCAGAUAGCCAUGCCCGACUGGACCUCUUGGGCGACCCCUUGCUGUAUGAUGGGACCCUCAGCCAGCCUCCUCUUCCUCCUCCUGCUAUUCCCAGGCUGGAUCAUCCCCUUUAACAUCGAUGUGAGAAGACCUCAAAUCUUUCGUGGGCCGCCGGAAGCUCAGUUUGGCUACAAAGUCCUGCAGUUCACAGCCCAAGGGCAAAAAUGGAUGUUGGUGGGCGCACCUUGGGAUGGAACCGAAGAUGACCGGAAAGGUGAUGUUUACAAGUGCAUUGUGGGAGAAAGGAAAAAUUCAACAUGCACUAAAGUCAAUAUAGGUGACAUGAGUCUCCGGAAUAUUUCCAGGCAAAUAAAAAACAUGCAUUUUGGGAUGACGCUGAUAGCUAACAAAGAUGACGGGUUUGUGGCCUGCGCUCCCCUCUGGUCCCAGGAAUGUGGAACAUCCAUGUAUAACACAGGGAUGUGCACUAGCUUGGACAAGGACUUCCGGCUGAUAGAAAACAUUGCUCCAACGGUUCAGAGAUGUUCAACCUAUAUGGACAUUGUGAUUGUCCUGGAUGGCUCCAACAGCAUCUACCCAUGGUAUGAAGUGCAGAAUUUUCUUAGCAACAUCCUCAGCAAAUUUUUCAUUGACCCAGAGCAGAUCCAGGUGGGAGUCUUGCAGUACAGCGAAGUUGCGGUCCAUGAAUGGACCUUGAGGGAUUACAAGACGGCAGAGGAAGUCAUCGAAGCUGCCCAGAAUAUCAGCCGGCAGGAAGGACUCGAAACUCGGACGGCUUCUGCCAUCCACAAGGCCUGCACGGAGGCCUUCAGUCCGGAAAGAGGGGGCAGAGAAGGCGCUACCAAGCUGAUGAUCGUGCUCACCGACGGGGAGUCCCACGAUGGGGAAGAACUUGAAGACGCCUUGGAAGAGUGUGAGAAACGGAAUGUGACGCGUUACGCCAUCGCAGUCUUGGGCCACUACAUCCGCCGGAAGAAAGACCCCAACUCGUUCAUCAACGAAAUUAAAUACAUUGCCAGUGAUCCCGACGAAAAGUACUUCUUCAAUGUCACAGAUGAGGCAGCCCUCAACGAUAUUGUGGACUCUUUAGGAGAUCGGAUCUUCAGCCUUGAAGGGACCCGUGAGUAUAACUCUUUUGAGCUGGAAAUGUCUCAGGUUGGCUUCUCCACCCACCUGCUGGAGGACGGAAUCCUCUUUGGGAUGGUAGGAGCCUACGACUGGGAUGGGGCCGUGCUCAAGGAGGGCCAAUCGGGACGGGUCAUCCCCCCACGGGAAGCUUUUGCAAGAGAGUUCCCGCGAAAGCUGAAUAACCACGCGGCCUAUUUGGGCUACACCGUCUCUUCAAUCAGACUCCGGAGUGGCCGAAGGCUCUACCUGGCCAGCGCCCCCCGUUUCCAGCACAAGGGGAAAGUUAUCCUCUUUGAGAUGGAUGGAAAGGGCGGCGUGUCCAUCUCUCAGGCCCUGACAGGAGACCAAAUCGGAUCCUACUUUGGCAGUGAAGUUUGUCCUGUGGAUGUGAAUGGGGAUGGCGUCACCGAUGUCUUGCUGGUGGCUGCCCCCAUGUACCUGGGCCCGCAGAACAAAGAGAUCGGGUCUGUUUACCUUUACAGGGUUGGGCAGUCACUCCUGACUUUCAAUGGGACCCUCUUUCCUGACCCCAGACCUCAGGACGCCCGCUUUGGCUACGUCAUGCUGGCUGUUCCGGAUCUUAAUCACGACAGCUUUAAUGAUGUAGUUGUGGGUGCCCCCUUGGAAGACAACCACCAGGGGGCAGUCUACUUGUACCACGGCUACCGGACAACUGUAUUACCCCGCUUCAAACAGCGCAUCGAAUCCGCAGCCCUUCGCUUGGGCCUUCGCUAUUUCGGCCGCAGCUUGGAUGGCCAGAUCGACAUGGAUGGGGACGGCCUGGUGGAUCUGGCUGUGGGGGCUCAGGAUGCUGCAGUGGUCUUAAGAUCCAGGAGAAUUGUGCAGAUCAAUGCAUCCAUCUCAGUCAACCCUCCUUCCAUCAAUGUCAUCCAGAAAAACUGCCAGAGAAAUGGGAAGGAAUCUCUCUGCAUGACAGCCAACUUCUGUUUUAAUGUGUCUUCGCGCUCUCUGGGCCCCCGGGAUAGCCACUUGAGUAUAAAAUACAACAUCUCUCUGGACGACAGGAAGUUUGGCACAAGAGCCGUCUUUGAUAGCAGCUCCCAAAAGCUGCUUCAGAAGAGGACUCGGGCCACCGUGGGCAGGACGGCGUGCUCAACAGCUCGCUUCCACGUCCUUGACACCUCAGAUUACCUCCGGCCGGUCACCAUCACCAUGAAGUUUGCACUGAGUGAAACUGAGCCACCCAGGCCUGUACUGGAUGAGAAACUGCCCACCACUGUUAAGAAACUAAUUCCCUUUUUCAAAGACUGUGGUGAGGACGAUGAGUGUGUAACAGAUCUGGUGCUACAAGCUGAGAUGGAUAUCAGUGGAUCCAGGCAGAAGCCUCAUGUCAUCCGUAAAGGGAAGCGGAAAAUGGUGGUUGACGUCCUUCUGGAGAACAAGAAAGAAAAUGCCUACAACACCACCCUCCAGAUCUGGUUUUCCAGAAGUCUCCACUUCUCCAGCCUUGGGCUCAAGGGGGAGAACCCCGUGAAAAUGGAGUGCUCGGUUUCUUCCGCUCAGGCCCGCGUGUGCAGCGUGGAUUAUCCCGUCUUCCGGUCCUCGGUGAAGGUGGCCUUUGCCCUUGAGUUCGAAUUCAGCUGCUCCUCUCUUCUGAACAAAGUGCAGGUGAAGCUUACAGCCAGCAGUGACAGCAAUGAGUUGAAUCAAACAAUGGCAGACAACACGGCCCAGCCCACCGCCUUUGUCUCUUAUGAGCCUGACCUCUUCCUGACCAGUGAGUCUACCCUGAACCGUUAUGAAGUGCAUCCUGUGGGGACCUUCCCGACUGACCUGAGCCCAGAGUUUCGGACAACCAUCAAAAUACAAAAUCUUGCCUGUUAUGCAGUGCCCAACCUCUCACUCCUGAUGGCAUUUCCUGCCACUGGCUAUCAAGGGAGGGAAUUCCUCUGGGUGACUCGCAUCCUUGCGGAUAAUGUGACCUGCAGCUUGCCGAAUCGUACUGAGUUUGGAUCAGCUAAUAGUGUGGUUCCACUGCACCCAGAAGAAUUGGCACACACAGACAGAGUGAAUUGCACCAACGCUGGCUGCCAAGUGGUGACCUGCCAACUGCAGCGUCUCGAGAGGAGCUCCGAAAUUACUAUCCACUUACUCAGAGCCGUCCGGAACGAGUUUUUCCGGAAGGCUAAAUUCAAGACAGUGAAGAUCAUCAGCAGCAUCACCCUGAACAUCCGAAAAGAAGACAACCUGUUUCUCCUACCAAAAGCUGCCCACCAGCGGCAGGUUGUCUUGGAGAUUAUCCAGUCCAAACUGGUCCCUCUUUCGCUCUGGAUACUGAUUGGCAGCAUCCUUGGCGGUCUCCUUCUGCUAACCGUGGUCAUCCUCUUCUUAUGGAAGGUUGGAUUUUUUAUACACAAAAAGCCCGGGGAAGAUGAAAAAGAGGAAUAAAACGAGUCGGUCAGACAAAGCCCAAGAGGAAGGAGCAUCUGUGGGUGAAAACCCAGAAGGGGAGCUGCGUUUUUCUGUCUCAGCCACCUUAGGACCAGAGGCGUCCAGGCUGCUUCAACAAGAAUGGUCUCAAAAUCUUACGGCAACGUCUUUGCAUUUUAGGGAACAGGAAAGCACGGCCUCCUCUCCCCUUCUGUGUAUUUCCAUGUACGCCGUCUAAAUAUCGCCAGAACUGAUUUAUUCAGGCAGAUCCAAAGCCGCAUUUGCCUGCAAGAUUUGCGUAUGGAAGACGACACAUAACCACGCAUGUGGAUUUUAAGCGGGUCGCCCAUUUCCCCACAUGGAAAUCCUUUAUUCCAGAUGCUUUCACCCCCCCACCCCCCUUUAAGAGGAAGGUCUUAGGGUUCAGUUGGACAUUUGUAAUGCUGCCCACAUCACACCAGAAGCUGCCGCUGGGACUGCCUGUCGGGAACCUUGCUGAAUGGGUGUGCCUUCCCAAAAUAUGGCGUGUUGUUAAAUUGGCCCCCUUGCUGUACGCAACGAGAGGCGGUUGUGAUGUUUUUCACACAAAUUUGGGUAUGGCACCCCCCCCUCCUGAUCACGAUGCCGCUGAAUUUCUGAAACAUUAUUCUAAUGAAAACAGGGAUUUUAUAAAUUGGGAAAGUCACUCUGCCUCCUUUUUUUUUAAAAAAGCAUUGUGUGGAAGAGGGUUAAGCUCUAGCCACCCAAUGCUAGCAAAAGUCAGGGUGGUGGUAACGUGGUCUCCCUCCCCCUUCGACUAAACGGUUGGCUCUCCAAAUCCAGAACUCCUAAGAGUUUUAACAAACAACUUGGGAAAUCACCGUCUUUGGCUGCCUCAAGCCAAGGCGGCCUAGAACAAGAAGAAACGGGAUUGAAGGCAGACAUCCUCCUGAGCCACCAUCAACACUGAAUGAGGAGCCUGUGGCUGGACUCCGACUUCCGUCAACCUCAGCCAACGCACAACAAGGGGAAUUGCAGCCUUCCCCAUUUCCAGCCAGGGCCUCCAGUUCUCAACGGCAGCCUCUAUCCUCCCUGGGCAACCGGUGAAGUCUGCAACCAAAUGGAAGGUCUUGGAAGGGGUAGCGGGCAGCUACCUCUGCCAGUUGCUCUGCAUCUUUCUGCACUGCAUAAAGGAGAGGCUCGUCCUGUAGAGAGAAACCUCCACGGGUAACCAAGACUCGGGGAGAAUUGUAGGGCAGUGAAGGAUUGUGCAACUUUCUCUGGGUCUUAAGGGGCCCUUUGGCCACAAGCUGUGGGGCUCUUCAUGGCCUGGAGGUAACUUGCCUUCCAAGGGCCGAGGCUGCCAGGUGGGCAAUUCUAACUGCUCUCUGAUUCUGCCUCAAAUGGCCCGACAAAGCCUCCAGGAGGCCUUGCCUGCACAGUGGCCAACUUGCCCUACGCAUCUCGGUUCAAACGCCCUGCCAAAAAUUACCUUCACUGUCUCGUUUCUUAGUAAAGACUUUAUUCGAUAGCAAAAGGCACACUUUUACAACUGUGAAGCUGCCAACGGAUUCUUUCUUUCCUCGUCUGUGUGUGUGGGUUUUGU
Molecule: messenger RNA, 5455 nt
Organism: Notechis scutatus (mainland tiger snake)
Lineage: Eukaryota; Metazoa; Chordata; Lepidosauria; Squamata; Elapidae
Gene: ITGA10
Product: integrin subunit alpha 10
Biological process (GO): integrin-mediated signaling pathway; cell-cell adhesion; cell-matrix adhesion
Cellular component (GO): external side of plasma membrane; integrin complex
Molecular function (GO): integrin binding
Source: RefSeq, a predicted model, not a curated record